GAAGGGACUGCAGAAAAGCGGGGGAGUAUGUUGCAGAGCUGCCACUUCCCUUUCCGUGGUCCAGAUCUGCUGAGUUUUCCUGACCUACACUCAAACCUGCAGCAUGUGGUCUGACGUUAUCAGCCAAGUCAGCCACGUCAUUUUCUUUACUUUUCUCCAACGCUGGUUCUGACGUAAAUGCUCUUGACUUGAGAAAUAUUUGCCAGAAGGGUUCCGUGACCUCACAGGGGGGGGAACAAAGAUAACAUCUUGACCAGAAACUACAGCUAGGCAUGCUGCACUUCCUAACAGCCUUAGCAGAUUAUGUCCGCUUAGGUGUCACUUUCUGGUUUUCCUCUCCUGAGUACGUGGUUGUAUUAGAUUAUGGAAAGGGCAAACAGAAGAUCUGUGAAUGGAAUGCACUUUACUCCAUUCUAGAGGAAAGGCAGGAUCCUCUUUCCCUUGUGUUUCCAAAUGGCAGGCAUAGAAAUUAAAACGUGGAAACCGACACUGCAGGACUGAUUUCCUACCCUACUUGGAAAUCUAGAUCUUUUUGAUUCUCAUGUGCACUCAUAGUUUUUUCUUCAAAAAUUCCCCUUAUCUGAACCUUAUGAUCUUCUGCUUUUCUUUCCAUGAGACCAGUGAAGUGAAUGAUCAUAUGAGCAUGGGGCAGUCAUUCAGUGUUAUGAGGUCUGUCAUUUCUGGACAGGUUUGCAGAGUGUUUUGAAAAGAACAAACAAAAGUGCAGAAUUUUGUGUCGUCAACUGUGAAGAGGGACUGAAUAUACAGAAAAAUCUGAUUGAACUCAUUAUAUUAGGGUUUUUUUAAUGGUUUUGUGCAGUGCAACCAGAAUUAAUUUCAGGUGAAGUUUAGAAAACCGGAUAGUAAUGGAGUAUAUGAGCACUGAUAGUGACAAUAAAGGGGAGAUCGACUUGUUGCUAACGCACUUAAAUGUGUCUGAUGUGAUAGACAUUAUGGAGAACUUUUACCCAAAUGGAGAGCUGGCAGUUUACGAAGACAGUCUGAUUACUAUGUGCCAAGAAACAAAUCAAAAUGGGGGAUGUACAGAAUCCUUAUUAUUCCGUGGAAGAGAGGUUUCUUUGCUGUCAUGUGUCAGGUAUGGGACUGAGGAAGACUUGCUCGCUUUUGCAAAUCAGGUGUCCAACACCGCAAAGCAAAUUAAUGGACAGAGACGACAAGAAUCUGGAAUCCUAUUAAACAUGAUCACUCCGAAAAAUGGGCGCUAUCAAAUUGACUCUGAUGUGCUUUUGUUUCCAUGGAAGCUGACUUACAGGAAUAUUGGCUCUGAUUUUAUUCCUCGAGGAGCUUUUGGGAAAGUUUACUUGGCUCAAGACAGAGAGACAAAAAAGCGAAUGGCCUGCAAGCUGGUCCCAGUGGAACAGUUCAAACCGUCAGAUGUUGAAAUCCAGGUCCGCUUCCGCCAUGAGAACAUUGCUGAGUUAUAUGGUGCUAUUCUGUGGGAUGAGACUAUCCAUCUUUUUAUGGAAGCAGGAGAGGGAGGAUCUGUCAUGGAAAAGUUGGAGAGCUGUGGGCCUAUGAGAGAAUUCGAGAUCAUUUGGGUGACAAAGCAUAUCCUCAAAGGACUUGAUUUCCUUCACUCAAAAGGAGUCAUCCAUCAUGAUAUAAAACCCAGCAACAUUGUUUUCAUGUCAACUAAGGCAGUUUUGGUGGAUUUUGGUCUAAGCGUUCAAAUGACAGACGACACCUACUACCCCAAAGACCUCCGAGGAACAGAGAUUUACAUGAGCCCCGAAGUGAUACUCUGCAGAGGUCACACGACGAAAGCGGACAUCUACAGCAUGGGGGCUACCAUCAUUCACAUGCAGACUGGCAGCCCACCGUGGGUGAAUCGAUACCCUCGCACCUCAUACCCAUCGUACCUCUAUAUAAUACACAAGCAAGCGCCCCCGUUAGAGGACAUUGCAGAGGAUUGCAGCACCAGCAUGAGAGAGCUGCUGGAAGCUGCUCUGGAAAGGAACCCUAAUCACAGACUGUCUGCUGCAGACUUACUAAAACAUGAGGCCUUGCAUCCUCCACCAGAGGACCAGCCACGAUGCCAAAGUCUGGACUCAGCCCUGUUUGAAAGGAAAAGGCUGCUGACAAGGAAGGAGCUGGAGUUGCCAGAAAACAUUGCGGAUUCAUCUUCAUGUACGGGGAGUUCGGAGGAAUCGGAGCUGUUAAAAAGGCAAAGGUCACUGUACAUAGACCUGGGCGCUUUAGCUGGCUACUUUAACAUUGUUAGGGGACCACCAACAUUAGAAUAUGACUGACUAGUGAUUUCUUGUGUCUGCUGGUCAGAGUUGGAAAUCUGUCUCUUCAAGCUAAUUUUGUCUAUAAAAUAGUGCCUUUUUGAGCUGUAAAAUGUGAACUGCUUUUAACUGCACAGAUGAUUAAGCUAACCGAUGUGUGGACUCUGGUAAAUGUAUCCCAAGCAAGCAAUGACAUGUUCCCUGACAGCAAACCAACAAUACGAAGGAGAAAACACCUUUUUGGGAAUAUUGUUAUCUGGAGACUUUCCCUGCACUGUGUGUUUUUUGUACAUGCACUUUACAUGCUGUGGGCUAUUUAAAUUUUAUACAAGUAGAAAAAUCCUUUCAUUUAAAAAAAUUGAAUAUUUUGGGGCAGAUCCUCCAGGGUGACUGAGCUGCACUCACUGUAAGUCUGGCUGGGGAGACUUUGGGCCAUCUUUGGCAAUCCUACCUGAUCUUCAACUGGCUCAGCCUUCGGCCAGUCUCUCAGGGCAAAUUAGGGCAGCUUUUAGAUUGAUGUGAACCAUGCCAGCCACCAGUGGGCCUUGGAGCUAUGCAUCACUGGGGCGCGGGGGUGUACUGGUCACUCUGUCUUUGUUCUUCCCACACCAGGAAAAAGGUGGGGGGGUAUAUAGGAUUUUCUGAGGUGGCUCCACAGCACAUGGAGGUUCUCUGAGAAGGGAGAAUCCUCCACAGGCUUUAGGCCAGCUUUGUGCUAUGAGAGCAGUGCAACCUCCCCUUACAAGCCAAGCAUUCUGGCCCUGAACGUGCACGUGAUUCUGAAUGUUCUGUACAUUAGAGCCGAUGCAAGUAUAUCUAGGGCAGCGAUGAGUUUGCUGCCAGUAAUGUUGGGAGAAUUCCUGAUGGUUGUAUUAAUCACUAAUAAGCUGAACAGAAUGCUUUAAAACUGUCCAUGUUGAACUGACUUAAUAACUAUGUAUGGGAAAGCAUGUCAAUAGUGACACGCUGUGUUUACGUUCCUAUGGAAACAAUGUAUCUUGUUCUCGCUAUGCCUAAUGUAUCUAAAACGUAAUGUUUUGGAUGAUAGUAAAACUGUGUAAACUACAUAGUUCUGUACAUCCCAUGGGAUGAGAAUGUAAACUUUUAUAAAACUC
Molecule: messenger RNA, 3364 nt
Organism: Trachemys scripta elegans
Lineage: Eukaryota; Metazoa; Chordata; Testudines; Emydidae
Gene: MAP3K8
Product: mitogen-activated protein kinase kinase kinase 8
Exons: 8
Coding region: 867-2270 (467 amino acids)
Biological process (GO): protein phosphorylation
Molecular function (GO): protein kinase activity; ATP binding
Source: RefSeq, a predicted model, not a curated record